AUGGGGACGGCAGGGGGUGGGUGGGGAGUUAUGGGAUGGGGCGGAGGAAAGGGAGAAGCAAGGGAGGGAUGGGUGGAGUCGGGAUUGGAGAGUGGGAGGAACGGGGAACAUGGGAGGGUCGGCGGUGGGGUGAGGGGUGGAGGGUCGGAGAGAGAGAGAAUGGGGGAAGGAUGGUCGGCUCGUCGGAGAGCGAGGGUGGGGAAGGAAUGGCCAGCUACGACGGGUUUAACUGGAGGGUGA
Messenger RNA from Linum trigynum, 240 nucleotides. The record is from the annotation of a GenBank genome assembly. Lineage: Eukaryota; Viridiplantae; Streptophyta; Magnoliopsida; Malpighiales; Linaceae.